Molecule: messenger RNA, 1678 nt
Organism: Microplitis demolitor
Lineage: Eukaryota; Metazoa; Arthropoda; Insecta; Hymenoptera; Braconidae
Product: 28S ribosomal protein S27, mitochondrial
Exons: 4
Coding region: 215-1600 (461 amino acids)
Cellular component (GO): mitochondrion
Source: RefSeq, a predicted model, not a curated record
AAAAUCUAACCUAGAAACCGGAAAAAUUGAAACCAAAAUUCUGUUGAUAAAAAAAAAUAUAAAUUUUAAAAAGUAAUAAAUAUAUGACAUUUAUUAUUAUUUACAACAUUAUAUAUAUAUUUGAUACAGGAAGCAGAAUUUUUUGAGCGUAAUUAUUAAUUCUCCAUAAUUUCCAUACCAUGAUUUAAAUCGUAUCAGGAGCAUACCCACAAAAAUGUUGAGCCUACAGUACCGAUUUUGUCUCCAAAGACUUUUGCCUUCCAGCAUUAGCGCCCUGUCAACCCGAAAAUUCCUUUCAGAAGCUUAUCCCUGCACCGAAGCAUGGAACCGUCGGUUCCAGUCCCCAUUGCUCCGAAGAAUAAAUGUCCGAGACAUGUUCCUGGAGCUAGACAAAAAAAUAUCAUCAGUCGGUAAAGUGUCAGCAGUCGAUAUCGACAUUUUUACCCACACGAUGACCGAUCCCGAGGCCGUCGAAGAAUUGAUCGAUAUCCUCCACCGAUUUCGUAUGACUUCCGAGACAUCGAAUACUCUAGAGUCGACCCAUCACGCAGCGAUUCGUUACCUCCUGGACUAUAAUCACAUCGAUGCUCUCCUGGAUGUUCUGAAUGACCGACUGAACUAUGGAAUUUUUCCCGAUCACUUCACAUUAAAUUUGAUGAUGAACAGAUUUCUCAAAGAGGGAGAUCAUGUUGCUGCAGUUAAAGUCGGUUCCUUGCUGAUGUUCCAGGAAGACAGCGAGAGCCCUCUGUCAAAUGCACUAGCUCUUUAUUCCUGCGGUAAAUUACUCGAAGAAGGUUUCGAUAAAUGGAUUUUACCCCCAGAAAAACCCGUCGAUCCUAAAGAGGAAGUUGUUAAAAUACGCGUCCAGUAUUUGAGGAACCCAUUUUUCGACGACCAUUUUGAUUUGAAAGAACCGAAAGCUGUGACUGGAAAAACUUUUGUUUUCUUUGGAAAACUGAGGAACGAUACGCUAGGGCGCAGCUGUUUGCUGAUCGGGUACACGCUUUGGGGCAAAUACAAAAUGGCCGCUGACUGUAUCGCUAAAUGGCGGAGUAUAGAUGGCGAAGUCGUGCACAGAGAAGCGGUAGAUGCUGCCAAGAAAGAGUUGGAAGAGAAGGGGAAGGCACUGGAGGGGAAAGAGGGGAAGGAAACUGAAAUUGAAGAAGUGGAAAAAUUGAAAGAAGAAAUUUUGGGUCUGGAAAAAAUGAAGUGCAGCGAGCGGAAAAUUUGUGAAGAAAUGGAAGCUGAGGUUAAGGAUGCGGUGGAGAAAUAUGAGGAGAGUUUUAUCAAGACGCAGACUGAGAAUUUUAAAAAAUGGGAGGAAAAUCGUAUGAAGGAACUGCAACGACAGUUAGAUGAAAUCGAUCGCACGGCACGUAUUCAGAAAGUCAAGGAAAUGAAAACUGAAUUACAAACUCAAGAGCGGCUGUUGACGUUCUUCGAACACGAGGAAGAUAUUGAAUUGAAGAUCGAAGAAAAACUUAAAUGGGAGGAAGAAACUUACGGGCCGCCGAUUACUGUAAAAGAAGACGAAGAGGCCAAUUACAUACCACCGGAAGUGUCACAACGAGGGCGGCAAAAAACUCGAAGACGUUAUUAAAUUUAAUUUGUAAUUUAUAAAAAUUUAUUAUUACAAUUUUCAUUAAUUAAUAAUUAAUAUAAAUGCAUUUUUAUUAUA